AUGUGUCAACAUGGAUCUCUUCACUAUCCUGAAAAUCCCAAGGCCAACAAGUAUCCUAGCAAUUGUGAUAAUUUGGUUGACGAGAAUCCUGCUGAUCACAAUGAUUUGAUCAAAGAAAAUCCUAAUGAUGGUGAUGAUCUGGCCAAUGAUUACUACAGCAAUCAAGAUGAAGCACAUGAACCGGAUGACAUUGAUCUAGAUGAGAUUGAAUGGGAUGAUCAGUCUGAUAUGGACAUCAAUGCAGCUCCCAAUGAUCAACCAGGCACUGAUCAGACAUUUGCAGAAGAUCUCAACAACCAUCUCCUCCCUAGAACCGAUUCAAACCACCAACCUGAGCCAACUUUUGAUUUGAAAAACUACAGCGCUUAUGAUCUAAACUGCUGGGCCAGCACCCUGUUGGCAGAUGAAUUUGAGCACCUUCAAAUCAUGGGACCUGACGCUAGAACCAAAUCCUUCCGACAAUAUGCAACUAUACACAUUGAUCAAUUGAAUCGACCUCAUUCCCCACUCAAUUCUUUACCUCCCCAAUCAAAUCAAGCACUCCACAACCAAAAAAUCUACCCAACACCCAAUGAAAUCAACAACCAUUGUAUUUCUUCACAUCAAAUUGAACAUCACCCUGAUCAAUUCAAACCCUCUAAUUACUAUGAACACUGCAACUACUGUGCCUCUGAUCUCGAUGAGAAUCCAGAGAACAAAUCAGUUUUAGAUGACAGCGGCUUUAAUGGUGUUUUUGACAACAGUGGUUUUGAUGAUGGUGGAUACAACAAUUGUGGUUUUGACAAUUGGAAAUCUGAUGAUGGCGGAUUUGACAAUGGUGGUGUAAGACUCAAAAAGUGGUUGUGA
Molecule: messenger RNA, 846 nt
Organism: Puccinia graminis f. sp. tritici CRL 75-36-700-3
Lineage: Eukaryota; Fungi; Basidiomycota; Pucciniomycetes; Pucciniales; Pucciniaceae
Exons: 1
Coding region: 1-846 (281 amino acids)
Source: RefSeq, a predicted model, not a curated record